This is a messenger RNA of Physella acuta, 5435 nucleotides long. RefSeq names its product adenosine deaminase domain-containing protein 1. Gene Ontology annotation, cellular component: nucleolus; cytoplasm. The record is from RefSeq and is a predicted model, not a curated record. NCBI's taxonomy places the organism in Eukaryota, Metazoa, Mollusca, Gastropoda, Physidae. Gene Ontology annotation, biological process: adenosine to inosine editing; RNA processing. Gene Ontology annotation, molecular function: double-stranded RNA binding; tRNA-specific adenosine deaminase activity; double-stranded RNA adenosine deaminase activity.
CUUUCCAUAAACAUCCAUUCAUGUUUAGUAUAAAAAAAAUUUGCACUUCAAUUGAAUAGUGAAAGAAGCAUUGUCCAACAUAAUUAAAGUAUUAAAAAAAAAAGUUUUAUUGCACAUUUCCCAUGUCUUAAAAAUGUUUCAGCCUUGCUUGUAAGUAGCUGCUACACAGCUGAAGCAUCAAAAACUCCAGGGUGUCACUGGACAAAACAAGCAGUAAGGAAGAAAAAAUGCAAAAAAAUAUUCAAGAUGGAAAAGGGUGUUUGCAGGAAAAUGUCUCGGAAGAAACAGUCAUACAUUCCUGGCCUGAAUGCCAGACCGGAUGAUUUUGAGAUGCCCCCACGACCCCAAAUAGAGACUGAAGAUGAUAUCCUUAUUGACGACUUUUGUAAAGGCAAGAAGAAUCCAUCAAUGGUUUUGCAUGAAUACUGCCAGAAAAAUAAAAUUCCCUUGACCUUCAAAGAUGAGCCAGUUGAUCUUAAACAGAGGAAUGCAGUAUAUGGCAAUUUUGGUUGCAGAGCCAUAAUAGAUGGCUUAGCGUACCCACAAGGAGUGGGAACAAAUAAGAAAGAAGCCAAAAAUGAAGCCUCUAAGCUGGCAUUUCGAGCUUUAGUUGGGCUUGAUGAUUACACACCAGUUCCCCUUAGUGUUGAUCUGGAUGAUAACAGGUUUAUAGAGGUGCGAACCUUAAGUGAUAUCUGUGAACGGAAAGGGCUGCGUUAUAUCAAAGACAUGAGUCUGGAACCAGAUCAAAAAUAUACCUGCACCUUGGUUAUAUCAGGGUUUGAUCCAAUCAGAGAGACCAGUGCCGACAGGGAGGAAGCAAUAAUUAUUGCCCACAGAAAAGCACUUCAGCUACUUAAAGGAAAUGUAUCAGAGAUAGAGCUUCAGCCUGAAGCCUCAGCCAACGGAGUACGUCUUCCUAGUCCCAACUUGGCUUAUUCCAGGGAAAAAAUAGCCCUGGAGGCCCUCUAUGAAGUUUUAAGUACUUUACCCCCAGAACUCCAUGCUGUUGAACAUCAUUUGGCUUGUAUAUUCAUGUCUAAUGACUCCAUAUCUGAGUUUAAAGGUGAAGGAACCAUUGUAGCUUGCGGCACUGGCAACAGCAGCAUUGCUGUGGAGUCUUUGACCUUAGAUGGCCGCUGUUUGCUAGAUAGUUCCUGCCUGACCACCGCUAGAAGAGCUUUUAAAAGGUUUCUGGCUCAUGAGAUGCUGUCAUGCUAUGGGAACAAAGCUCAGUCCAUAUUUGAAAGGUCAGCUUCUGACCCUACAAGGUUAAAGUUGAAGAAAGGCUUCAUGUUCCAUCUGUACCUCAGCCACCCACCAGACGGAGAUUAUAAAGAAUUUAUUCACUGUCCUUCAACUUUCACCCCAGAGGUCAAAGCUGAAAUCAAGCUUGGGGCUCAUCACCCUACCUUUACUGAUGAAAUACAUGGAGCACUUAUGUGUAAAAAUGAACACAGGAUGCUAGAGAGGACAUCCCAGAUGCCAGAUUUCAAGUCCUUGAAUGAUGUCCUUAAGACCAAUGAGAUGUGGGUCAUGUCCUCCUCCGACAAGCUACUCCGAUGGAAUGUUCUAGGUCUGCAGGGGGCAGCCUUGUCUCAUUUUAUCGAUCCUGUUUACAUCACCUCCAUCUCACUAGGCUACAAUAAACUGAAUGACCAUGGUCACUUGUCCAGAGCUGUUUGCUGCAGACUCUACAAUGAAAUGCAAGAUGACUUGCCACCACCCUACACAAUAAACCACCCAUGCCUUGCCUUCAGCCCAUCAACUCCAAGAACCCACUUUGUCCAGGGAGAGAGUCAGAGUGCCUUGUCGCUGAAUUGGAAUCGUCAUGACCGAGCGGUAGAGAUUACAGAUGGACUGAAAGGCCGCAGUGAUCCUUCGUCACCAUUUCGUGUAUCAGCAACCCUGGUCAGCCGUCACUGCAAGGCUGGGCUGCACCUGAAGUGGUUUAAAGACCUGUGCACCGCCAACCCACAGCACAAGAUGGUGCCCAGUUUUGUCAACAAGAGUCCUUAUGAAAUCAAAUCCAUGGCAACCUCUUACCAACAAGCUAAAACUGUUUUUUUCAAACACUGUCAAGACAUUGGUAUUGGUAAAUGGAUUCAUGCACCACCAGAACUGAACAUGUUCAAUAAAUGAAACACAACUUCACUGAACAAAAUCUAAAUAAGCAAUAUCUUGAUUUUAAUUACCUGUGUUUGUUGUUUGAGUUGAUGCUUUUUUAAAAAGAAAAAUUAUUUAUUUAUUCAGUUUACAAUUUCUGUUUUAAGUUCAGUUUUUUCGGUCUGAUUAUUACCACAGUAUAGUACCAUGUAAUAGAUUCAUGCACCACCAGAACUUAACAUAUUCAAUAAAUGAAACAUAACUGCACUAAAAAUCUAAAUAAGCAAUAUAUUGUUGUUAAUUACCGGUGUUUGUUGUUUGAAUUGAUGGUUUAUUUUUUUUAGGAAAAAUCACUUCAUCAGUUUACAGUUUUUAAGUUAAGUUUUUUUGGUCUGAUUAUUACCACAGUAUAUGACCACGUUACACCACCAUAACUUAACAUGUUCAUAAAUGAAGCACAUAAGCUAAACAAGCAAUAUAUUGUUUGAUGUUAGUUACCAGUGUUUGUUUGAAUUGAUGUUUUUUUUUUAAAGAAAAAUCACUUAUUUCAUCAGUUUACAGUUUUUUUGUUUUAAGUUUUUUAAUCUAAUUAUUAUGACAAUAAAUAACCACGUAUUAGAUUCAUGCACCACCAAAACUGAACAAGUUCAAUAAAUGAAACACAACUUACUGAACAAAAUCUAAAUAAGCAAUAUAUUGAUGUUAAUUACCAGUGUUUGUUGUUUGAAUUAAUGUUUUUUUUUAAAGAAAAGUCACUUAUUUUAUCAGUUUACAGGUUUUGUUUUAUGUUUCUUUUGGUCUAAUUAUUACCACAGUGUAUGACCACGUAAUACAUACAUUUUAUGUAUGUGUUAAAUUUGUUUAUGCUUAUUAUUAAUUCUGUUGACCACACCACUAGCAGUUAUUGCUGGUUUAGCAAAUAGGUUUUAUUUUUUAAAAUAUGUUGAUACUUUAACAGUCAGUAAUAUAAAUGUUGUAAUUUUUAAAAAAUAAAUUACUUUAUGUAAUUGAAAAAAUUGAAAACAGUAAAAGGUAAUUUUAAUUUAGAAUUUUUUAUUUAAAAAAUAAACAAUUAUUACUUGUUUUAUCUCUCAAUAAACUUAGGCAAUACAAUUUGGUUGUAACAGAUUCGGGUGUUCCAUUUACCUGUAAUGAAAGGUCGUUUGGAUCACUUGUGGAAAUAGCCUGAAUGACAGAUAUGUUGUCAAAAAAGUUAUUUUAUUGAUCAAGAAUGUUAGAUUUUUUCCCCCUGAAAGACUAUUGUUUCAUUCAUUUCAAAUAUGGGACCCUCUAUGAUUGUUUCAUUCAUUACAAAUAUGGGACCCUCUAUGAUUGUAUGAGUUACUGCAAAUAUGUGACCAUCUAUGAUUGUUUCACUCAUUACAAAUAUGGGACUCUCUAUGAUUGUAUGAGUCAUUGCAAAUAUGUGACCCUCUAUGAUUGUAUGAGUCAUUGCAAAUAUGUGACCCUCUUUGAUUGUAUGAGUCAUUGCAAAUAUGUGACCCUCUAUGAUUGUAUGAGUCAUUGCAAAUAUGUGACCCUCUAUGAUUGUAUGAGUUACUGCAAAUAUGUGACCAUCUAUGAUUGUUUCACUCAUUACAAAUAUGGGACUCUCUAUGAUUGUAUGAGUCAUUGCAAAUAUGUGACCCUCUAUGAUUGUAUGAGUCAUUGCAAAUAUGUGACCCUCUAUGAUUGUAUGAGUUACUGCAAAUAUGUGACUCUCUAUGAUUGUAUGAGUCAGUAUUGAAGCACUGUUAACACUUAUGUCAAUGGUGAUAUUUGUACUGUCAUCAGACUAUUAGUCUGAGUAAUUUUAAUUUUGAUGUUUACUAUCUGAUACAUUUUUCAUGUAGACAUACUAUUUAACAUAAGUAUACCAAUGAGAUCGUAAGCUACUUUCAAAAGGCAAUUAAAAUACUUAAAAAGAACACAAGAAAGCCACUUCAAAUGUGUUAAGAUAUUAAUAUAAAUUUAGAAAAAGCUAAAACCUCAUACUUGACAUUUUUUAUUACCCUCCCCCUACCCCCUUCACUGACUCAAAUACUGAAAUAGUUUGAUGUGCAAGCUGACUCAUUUUGUUGUGUAUAGUCACAUAUUGGCUUCUUGGAUGUAUAGUCGCAUUCUGUUUAUUAUUGUAAAAACUUUUAAUAUUCAAUACUCUUUCCAGUGUUAAAGAGGUUUCAUUUUAAAAAUUUUUUAAAAAUAGAACUUAAUUACCUUGAUGAGUCUCUUUCUUGGCCUAUGCUACCAAUAAAUAGCAACAUAUUUUAGACUUUUUGUUUAUCUCAAAGUUGGGUCUAUCUUCUUCUGACAUUUGGGUCUACCAUGACAUUUUGUCUAUAAAAAAUUGCCUACAAACAGUUUGUGUACCAUGACACUUAUUCUACUGACUUUGGUUUACCAACAUUUGGUCUGCUAAGACAUUUGGGUCUACCAUGACAUUUUUUCUAUAAAAAAUUGCCUACAAACAGUUUGUGUACCAUGACACUUAUUCUACUGACUUUGGGUUUACCAACAUUUGGUCUACUAAGACAUUUGGGUCUACCAUGACAUUUUGUCUAUAAAAAAUUGCCUACAAACAGUUUGUGUACCAUGACACUUAUUCUACUGACUUUGGGUUUACCAACAUUUGGUCUACUAUGACAUUUGGGUCUACCAUGAUAUUUGGUCUACUGAAACAUAGUCUACCCCGGUAUGGAAUGGUAAAGUGGCUCAGAAUUUGUAGCUGGGUUAGGGUUAGACCUGAGAAUAACAUUUGACUAUAAAUAGGUAAGAACAUUUUGUUAGCUCCUGUUUUAAAGUUUUUUAUUAGUCAAAUAAUAAAACUAAAAAAAUAGUAUUCCUUUUUAGAACGAGUUACCUACUACAUUUGCGUUAUUAAUUUAAGGUAUCCGGUGCACUGCUAAACUUGUGCUGUAGAUUUUAAUUUAAAAAUAUUGAACAUUUCCUACAUGUCCUUAAAGAAAUGGUUCAUUGAUAGUAGCAGUAAAAAAAUGUGGAAAUUAAACCAAUGUAAUCUGACUGUCAGUAGACCAAAUGCUGGUGGAAAAACUAUGCUCGUCAAAACAUUUGUAGAUGAAUUGUGGCGGUUCCCGCAAUAGACAGACCAACUUCCUGACAUACCAGUAUUAUCUGUUUUAUUUAACAUCACAAUAUUAUUUUAGACAAGUUUUUUCUCUCUGAUAAAAGCUGUCAAAAUGUAACUUGGUAAAAUAGCAUUUAAAAAUGCUUUAUGGACUUGUAAAUACUUCUGUUUAUGUUUUGUUUCAGUUUUAUUUUGAUUUUUUAUAUUAUGAAAUGCAUAUUAAAACAGUUCCUGUGAAAAGCCA